This is a messenger RNA of Beauveria bassiana ARSEF 2860, 1947 nucleotides long. RefSeq names its product glycosyltransferase family 2. Gene Ontology annotation, cellular component: cell periphery; cell septum. Gene Ontology annotation, molecular function: chitin synthase activity. The transcript has 3 exons. NCBI's taxonomy places the organism in Eukaryota, Fungi, Ascomycota, Sordariomycetes, Hypocreales, Cordycipitaceae. The coding region runs from base 1 to 1947 and encodes 648 amino acids. The record is from RefSeq and is a predicted model, not a curated record.
AUGCGAGACUCCAAAGAGGCGCAGCCGUCACUGGAGGAGAUUCGGAUUAUUCAAGAACUCUGCCCACCUCAGCAAGCCGUGCUGGCUGCGGAGCCCGGGUCUCGAGCUUCGUCGAUAAAUCGCCAAAUAAAUGGCAUUCUACCACACGGAAUUCAAACUCCGCAAACGGAUGCUUCAUGGAACUCGCACGGCGCCGACUCUGACAUUUCCUUUAGCUCCGCUGUACAACAAGAAGAAGCCAAGCUUCGAUGGGAUGCCGACGCGGAGCUUAAACGCCUGUCCAAAACACUACUUCGAAUGCAAAAAUGGGGUCUGAUUAGUGGACUCGUCAUUAUCAACGGCACGCUAAUCUACUCGGCUUUGAAGUUCUGGCAAGUCUACUACCUCUUUAUCGUCCUGCUAAGCUCCAACACGGUCCUCCAAGUGCUGAUGAUUGUCUGCAUCAUUGGCACCUGGACCUGGAAACACAUUCUCUGCGGCUGGCGAAAGCCAAAAAAAGAGACUACUGUGCCGGACGAGCCAGAGAAGCUGGUGCUCCUGCUGCCGUGCUACAACGAGACGCCGGAGGAGCUGUCGCGAUCGCUCGACUCGCUGGUCGAGCAGGAGAACCUGGACAGCCACCCCAGGCUCAUCUUGAUCGUCGUCGACGGCAACGUGCGCGGGCCGGGCAUGACCAAGACGACGCAGCGCUACCUGCUCGAGGACAUUCUGGAGCCCGGCCCGCGCCGCGUCUUCGCCAACGGGUACCGCGCGCGCGACGGCCUCUUGAUGCCGGUCAGGGUGCAGACGGGCACAUACCGCGGGAUCCCCUACAUCCUCGUUGGAAAAAAGUACAACCAGGGCAAGCGUGACAGCCUGUGCUUUGCGCGGUCGCUCCUCUACCACUACCACUACCACGACCGGCUGCGGACGACCGCCGACAACGCCGUCACCACCAUGUUCCACAACGACCUCUUUGCGCACCUGGGCACGGCGCUGCUGCAGCGCGGCCUCUGCACCAUCGACUACCUCGUGGGCAUGGACGCCGACACCGUGUUUGACCGGCGCUGCGUGUGGGAGAUGCUGCGGGCCAUGCGCGCGGCGGACCCGAGCGUGGUGGUGGGCGUGUGCGGCCACGUGUGCGUCGACUUUGGAGCGCGCCGAUUUCGUCUCUGGUCGCUGUACCAGUCGGUCGAGUACGCGCAGACGCAGGGCCUGCGGCGCAUGUUCCAGUCGCGCGUCACGGGCAAGGUCAGCUGCCUGCCGGGCUGCUGCCAGCUGCUCCGCGUCGACGAGGCGACGUUUGGCGACGUCGUGCUGCGGCGGCGCUUCGGCUACUGCCCCAAGCCAAACGACGUCAUGACGCGCCACAUCAUGGGCAGCUACUCCGAGGACAGCAUCCACGCGAGCAUUAUUUUUAGCCUGUUUCCGGACAGGCAGACGGCGCAGGCGCUGCGCGCCAAGGCGUACACGACGGUGCCGCAGGGCUGGCGCGUGUUUCUGUCGCAGCGCAAGCGGUGGGCGCUCGGCAGCAUAUCAAACGAGUUUGUUAUGAUCUUUCGGCCGUGCAUCCUGUGGGUGGAGCGGCUGCAGAGCGUCGUGGCGGUGCUGACGUGGGCGAUUACGCCGUUCAUCGUUGCGGCGCUCGCAGAGAUGAUCAUGCUGUUGGUGAAGCAUGGAAGGGAAGUAAUUCAGGAUCCAGUAUUCAUCUCGCUGCUGUCAUUGCUCUGGGUUCGCUAUUUGUACUCGUUCUGCAUCGGUUUCUGGCUUCCGCAAAGUAAUCUCGAACGGAUUCAGUAUUUUGUCGGCUUCUUUCUACAUUUUUUCACGUCGCCGUUUAUGAACAUCAUCAUCCUCGUGUACUCACUGAUGCACUCGGACGACUUUCAAUGGGGCAAGACGCGCGAGGUGAUUCAAGAGGACGGCGAGUCGAAUGCGGAUGGGCAAGGCGGAAGAGGGAAUCAUUGA